Messenger RNA from Anthonomus grandis grandis, 3475 nucleotides. RefSeq names its product RNA exonuclease 1 homolog. The transcript is spliced from 9 exons. Bases 105 to 3446 code for a protein of 1113 amino acids. The record is from RefSeq and is a predicted model, not a curated record. Gene Ontology annotation, molecular function: exonuclease activity; nucleic acid binding. Gene Ontology annotation, cellular component: nucleus. Lineage: Eukaryota; Metazoa; Arthropoda; Insecta; Coleoptera; Curculionidae.
CAGUUUAGGUUAUGUCAGUUGUGAUUUAAGUUUGUGUUUUGGUUUUUCUUGAAGAAAAAAUUCAAUUUUCUAAGGAAAAAAUGAAAAUAAAAUAAAGAAUAAUCAUGCUUCCGACCAAAGGCUACUUCCAGGAUAUCGAGUGCCCGUUUUACAAUACGACUUGCGGCCGUCCGUAUUGCCAUUUCAGACAUAAAAGGAAGCCAAAUGAAAUUAUCGAAGAACCCAGCCAGGAAAUCGCUACAAAUACGGUUCCAACGUAUAAACCGACCCCCAAAAGUGAACUGGCGAGUAUUCACAGCCAGAGGAGCCAUAUACCGAUCAGUUAUGUACCAGAUUUAUCUUAUAAAAGAGAAAGAACCAUCCGGCCUAUUAAGAUUGACAAGCCUACCUAUAAACCUACUCCCCUAAGCAUUUUAAGUUCUGCCACUCAAGUUGAGGCCUCUGAAAGUGAACUUCAAGAUGCUACUAUUAAAAAUAUUCAAGAAAACAUUGCUAGUAAUGUAUAUGACCCUCAGAAAAGUGAGAUAAACUUUGAGGCAUUAAACAAUGAGUUUGAGGCCAUCGACAACAUUAUAGAGAGUGAACAUAAAGAGCCACAAAACAGUAACCAAGAAGAACAUUUGCCUGAGGUAAAUAGUGAAAUUACAAAGGAGCAGGUCGAGCCUAGUCCGUUGCAGCCAGAAGUAAAAGAUGUGAAGAAGACUAAGAGUGAAUUAUUUGAAUCUGUAAAGCAUGACAAAACCAGUAAGUCUGAAGACCUAUUUGAUGCAUUAAAAAAAGACAAAUCAGUUGAAAUAAAAAAAGAAGCUGUGGAGUUGAAAGAGAAAUCUGAUAAAAGUGAUAAAAAGGAAUCCAAAAAAGACUCAAAAAGGAGUGAUAAAAACCAUAAAGAUAGUAAAAGUUCUAGUAAAAGUAAACACAGCUCAUCAUCAAAAGAAAAGAGUACCAAAGACAAAGAAUCUAAAAGCAGGAAAGAAAGUGAGGAAAAAAGAAGUGAAAGAUCAUCUUCAAGCCAUCAUAAAAGCAAAGAGAGAGACAAGCAUCAAAAAGAGGACAAAAAGGACAGCUCUAAGUCCCAGAGCAUUUCUAAGGAUAAAGAAAAACACAAGUCAAAAGACAAGAAGAGGAGCAAAACAAGGAGUGAAAGCACCAAUAAUUCUGAAACUGAGUCAAGCUCCACAGACCAUAGUCCUGAAAGGCAUAGAAAAGAGAAGAAAAAAACAAGUAGUUCCAAGUCAUCUCAUAUUAGUAGUAGUAAUAAUAAUAAACAAAAAAUUAGAGAUAGGAGCAAAGAAAAAUCUAAAAAGAAAUCCUCAAGGAAGUCGAAGAGUAGGUCAAGAUCUAGAAGUAAAAGCAAAGAGAAGCAUAAACAUCGGAGUAGUAGGACAAAGCAUGAAGAUAGCAAAAGCAAGAACAAAGAAAAAGAGAGGAAAAGCAAGGAUAGAGAGAGCAAGUCAAAAUCUAGUAGUUCAAAAGAAGUCCAUGAAAGUACUAAAAAAGAUAAAGAAACACCAUUGGUUGCCUCAAAACAAGAUAAUUUGGAUAAUAAUGAUGUAUUAAUAAUGGACUCGGAAGAUGUAUUACCAGAGGAUAUUGAUUUUGAUUUGGAAGAUGAAGAUGAAACUUUAAAGGAAUGUUAUAGGAUAUUCACCGAAUAUAAACCUGAACCUAUAAAGAAACCUGAUCAGUCAAUGGCUGAAAGCAGAGACGAGAACAUUUGUGAAUAUGUGCCCACCCAAAUAAAAAAACGGACAGCUCAUGCAGGCGCCGAAUUGUCCACCAACUACAACAAACUUCCGGCACCAGCACCGCCAAAACCCGUUCUUCUCCCCGGUCAGAUAUUAACAAACCGCUACAAAAUCGCCAAAUUGAUCCAAGCAAAAAACGAACAAGAAAGCAUCAUAAACGAAAUUAAAACGAUCACUCAAACCGCUAAAAGACCCGCGACAAGUUUACUUGAGGCCGCCCGAAUGCAUAAGAUAAAGAGGUUACAGAAGGCAAAGGAGUUGGAGAAGCCUAAGAAUAAUAUUGUGGAUGAUAUUUUAAAUGGGGUUCAUAAGCCUAGUGCCCCACCAAUAAAGGUGCAAUCAAAGAAAAUUGCCGCGGUGCCUAAUGUGGCCCUAAUAGAAAAGGCUAAGGAGAGAAUUUCUUUAGUUAAAAGGCAAAGGGAAGAGAAUGUUAAGACUAUAGCACACACUACUAAAGGUAGUAGAGUUGCUCACGUUCCCGAAUAUACUCUGGAUGAGAUUCCCGAUGUUUUACAAGCCGAUAAAUCGAAACUUCCAGUAAACGUCAGGACAAGAUUCUUAACGAUGAUCGCUGAAGAAUGUGCGAAAUUGUAUGCCUCAAAGGACGAUGCUUAUAAUAGGGCGCUAAACGAGGAAUUUAGCUGUUACGAAAAGUGCAAAGUCCUGGCCACUUAUCGAAAUUCCGCUAUGUUAGCGGUUAAUAGACUUCGCAAGGAGGUACAGGAGAGAGACGCAAAGGGCCUAGGGCGCCUGUUAAGCGGCGAAAGUAGUUUAAACAAGAAGGAGAACGAGUUCGAGGGAAAGACUUUUUAUAAUAACGUGAAAAGGUGGAUUUUAACGGAUGAGGAGCUUGAUAUCCACGGGUAUCCGCGCGAAAGCUCCGAAAGGGGGGUGGCCAUUAUCAAUAACAGGACUGAAAUUGAUUUUUCUAUUGUUGAUGAGAAUCAAAGGAAAUGCAGCAGAUGUGGCAAAUUAUAUCAAGUGGACGACGACGGAUGGCCAUUAUACGAUGAAGAAUGCAUGUAUCACCCCAUGAAAAAACGCACGAUAAGACGCGAACAAGUAUAUCUCUGCUGUAAAAGUAGCGAGGAAACUGGUUGUGCCAUGAGCGACACUCACGUGUUCGAUGGGCUUCCUAAACAUUUACUUGAAGGUUAUCAAACGACUUUUCCUCCCGAAUCCGAUGACGACCCGCGAAGUACUCAGGUAUACGCUUUGGAUUGUGAAAUGUGUUACACGACCAAGGGAUUGGAAUUAACGCGAGUUACCGUGGUUGACACCGAAUGUAAGACUGUAUACGAGAGCCUAGUAAAGCCUUUGAAUCCUAUUAUUGACUAUAAUACUCGGUUUUCCGGGAUAACCAAAGACCAAAUGGACAGAACUGGGACUAACAUAUUACAGGUACAAGCGAACAUUUUACAUCUGUGCAACUCGGAAACGAUUUUAGUGGGCCACAGUCUGGAAAGUGACAUGAAAGCCUUGAAAAUCAUCCACGGAACGAUCGUGGAUACGUCGGUCUUGUUUCCGCAUAAAAUGGGUCUGCCCCAUAAAAAGGCGCUCAGAGCGUUGGCGAGCGAAUAUUUACAGAAAAUCAUCCAAAACGACGUGAGCGGCCACGACAGCGCCGAGGACGCCAUCGCCUGCAUGGAUCUGAUCAAGUGGAAGCUAAAGGAGGAGUUGAAAACUAAAGUUAAGUAAAUAAAAAGGCUGUUCGAAAGAAAUCAAAA